GUGCCCGGGACGCCGGAGGAAGCGCAGCGGCCGCCAGGCUGCCGAGCCGGCGGGGAGGUCCUGUGCUCCUCGGCUGGGCGCGGGCUGCUGGGAACAGGCGGCAGCGGCGCCGAGGCUGCGGGACACGGCGCGGCCGGUCUGCGGGACGGGCCCCGGGUGGAGAGGAGGACGCGAGGAGGCCGCGCCGAGGCCAGGCGGCGAGCUCUGAAGCCCGGAGACCCGGGCCGCGGCACAGCUCCCACAUGGCCUCCGGAGGGGGCGCGGCCUUCGAGGAGCUGCCGCACGACGGCACGUGUGAUGAGUGCGAGCCGGACGAGGCUCCGGGAGCCGAGGAAGUGUGCCGGGAAUGCGGCUUCUGCUACUGCCGCCGCCACGCGGAGGCGCACGGGCAGAAGUUCCCCCGGCACCACCUGGCCGAGUACGUCCACGGAGCCGCCCAGGCCUGGACCCCGGGAGCCCGGGGGGAUGGGGCGGGAGAGGAAGAAGUCGAGGCCCAGGUAGAGAACGAGAAGGCCCUAGAAAUUGAGGCGGGGGAAGAGAGCGAGUCUGAGGAAGACUGUGAGUCCGAAGAAGAGAGUCAGACGGAGGAGGAGAGCGAGGACGAGAGUGAUGAAGAGAGUGAGGAAGACAGUGAGGAAGAAAUGGAGGAUGAGCAAGAGAGCGAAGCAGAGGAAGACAACCAGGACGAAGGAGAAUCGGAGGCAGAGGGAGAAACUGAGGCAGAAAGCGAAUUUGACCCAGAAAUAGAAAUGGAAGCGGAGAGAGUGGCCAAGAGGAAGUGUCCGGACCAUGGGCUCGAUCUGAGUACCUAUUGCCAGGAAGAUAAGCAGCUCAUCUGCGUCCUGUGCCCAGUCAUUGGGGCACACCAGGGCCACCAGCUCUCCACCCUAGACGAAGCCUUCGAAGAACUAAGAAGCAAAGAUUCAGGCGGACUGAAGGCGGCUAUGAUAGAGUUGGUGGAAAGGUUAAAGUUCAAGAGCUCAGACCCUAAAGUAACCCGGGACCAGAUGAAGGUGUUUAUACAGCAGGAAUUUAAGAAAGUUCAAAAAGUGAUUGCUGAUGAGGAGCAGAAGGCCCUUCAUUUAGUGGACAUCCAGGAAGCGAUGGCCACGGCUCAUGUGACUGAGAUACUGGCAGACAUCCAGUCCCAUAUGGAUAGAUUGAUGACUCAGAUGGCCCAAGCCAAGGAACAACUUGAUACCUCUAAUGAAUCAGCUGAGCCAAAGGCAGAGGGCGACGAGGAAGGACCCAGGGAAUCAGAGAAGAUUUCACAGUUGUUGAGUCAUUUGAACCAGUGCCCUGAACAGAGCUAUACAACAGUAAGUUGAUUGAUGGCAGGUGGAGAAUGGACAUCAUAAUUGUACGCUCUUGGUGCCAGUGAAGAAGAAGACACAUGAAGGCCUGCCAUCCCCAGCGGAAAAUCAUCCCUUCCCCUUGUGUGUAUGUGACGGCGUGUAUGUAACGGCUUCUGAUUCCUGUGAAAGCUGCCCAGCAACAAACGUGCUUCCACCAGAUGCCUCCCCAGAUCCACAGCAGGCACAUAGCUCUCCAAGGAAUGACCAGUGUUACUCUUACUGACUGUGCUUCUCAUUCUCUUGUCGUGAUAGGUCAAGGAAAAUGCCCCUUUGAUCAACCAGGAGCAAUUAAAGGGUCCUUCAGGUAAUGCCUCAAUGGCUGCUUUGAACUUACUCAGGAAAGCCGGCCCCUGUCAUAUUGUAUACCCAAACAGUAUCACUUCAUUGAGAAGGAUCUGGAAUAAUUUUGAAGGGCAGUCAGAAUUUGUUUCCCUACCUGCUAAUAAAACCACACUUUAUUCAUAUUGAAGCAUGGAAUAAAUGAGGGAAAAGUAGGGCCGAAUCAACCCACAUAGUUAGUCUCUAAAAGUCCAUUUAAUACGUCUGUGAAAAUGUGGUUUCAUGAAAUAAGAUGGAUGGCUUGAAAACAGAUAAAGAGUUAAAAGUUAGAAAUAUAUAGAGAUAUUUUUAGUACAUGAGGUUAUCCAGGAUUUCAGAUUCAUAAUUCAGUGCUGUGGAAAUGAAAAAAAAAGAAAGAGAAGAUUGAAGAGAUAGAAAGGAAAUGACUUUUUUUUUUUUUUCAAAAAAAAGGGACCAAAGAGAUCUGAUUAAAAGUUGAAAUCGAAAUCAGUAUUUCUGAACUCAAAUUGCCUAAGUUUCCAAAAUAGUCACUAAAGGAUCUGAUGGAACCUGAAUUAUUUGAGUGGAUUCUGAGGUUUUAUGGGUCUUGUCACAGCAUGAAAGUCUGGAAUGUGUAUUACAAAUGGGAAUUUUCAGUGUAGGUUUUGCUCCCCCCUCCCCCAGCUUAGCCUAAUUUGGCUUAAAUGCAGUGUGGGGAGAAUUCUUGGCCCUCUGUGGUGUGUUGAAUCGAGCUCCAUCUCCUGGCAGAUAUACCUUCCUUUUACUCCAGCGGGGACCCCUCUUCCCCUGGCUCUCCCCACCUCCAGGUCAUCUCCCACACGCUGGCUCUCUCCUCUUAAGUAACGUGAGCAGAGACUCACCGUGGUUGGACUCUGGUCUUUCCCCACUCCCAAAGCACAUUUCCUUACAACCAAGUUUUUUACUCCUAAAUAAGCAAUGAUGUACUAGGGAAUACAAAACUGCAAACUAAAAAACAUGCGUCUUCUGAUACAGCAGUUUUACUUAACAAAUGGUUUGGAGUCAGGGAAUGACAUUAUUUUUAGAUAAAACAAACACAGUUAUAUUAUGAAAUAGAAUGUUUGUAUAUAUAAACAGUAAAGAUAAAAUAGGAGACUUCACAGAGAAUUUUUAUUUGCGAGUGGGGGGUGUGUUCCCUCUCCUCUGCCUUUAGUGGUAUUUUGGUGUUCGCUUCUGAGAAGUACAAUUGGAACUACAUCCAAGCAGCCUUAGGGUUUCUGUUGACUCAGGACCUAGACUUCUAGUGCCUCUGAGGCAGAACCAAAGGAGCCUGCACUGAGGGAAAUUCCUCUUUUCCUGCCUGCCUGCCUGCCUGCCUGUGUACCUAUCACAAAGCUUUAGGGCCAACUGAUAUGUGUGUGCAGGAUGGUUUUGAGGGAGAAACAAUGCUUACUUACUAUAGGAAUCCUGUCUAUAUCACUGUUCAGUCCUGUGCAUGCUAUGAAAUGAUUGUUUCUUUGAGGCCAGGAAGCUACCAGGUGUAUAUGCUUCUGGGUUAGGAUUACCCUUGCUCACUAAAUAUGUUGUUGGGACAUUGGGGCUGAGAGUAGUUUGGGCUGUUUAAAAAGAAAACAAAAAAAAAAAAGUAUUUUUCUCUCAAACUGGUGGCCAACAAAUGACUAAGACAUUUUCGGUGCUUUACCUUUCUGCCCACAAAGACUGGAGAUUUUGGCAUACCACUAAUUACAACCCCCAACCACAUCCAAAGAAACUACUCCUAAAGGAAGACCAGUGGCCAUUCUUAAAAGAGUUUAAAAAUCAGAAUAUUAAGAAGAUUUUAGGAUUUGGAAGCUUGUGUUGUCUUUCCCCAAUAAUUAUUGUUUAAUCUCAAGUAGUAGCCUUAUUUUAGCAAUGGACAGAUCAUUGGCUCCUCCAUACCUGAUCAUAUGUUAUUACUUUAAAUCAGUAUUUGGGAAACCCAGGCAUUUAUGCAAUGGAUGUGAAUGGAAAUACAAACAUACAUGCCAGCCUGUCUCAGUAAAUUAUCAUACUCUGUAAUCCUCAAGGAAAGCACUUUUGCUUUUACUUAGAAAGGAUUUCAGAUUUGCUUUAUGGGCUCCUGCUCUUUUCAGCACCUGAUAAAACUUUAACCAGGGAAGCAUUAAACACAGCUCAGCAGCUUCUGCCCAGGCUCCUGAGUUCCUGCCGGCAGCAUUUAUCAGUGUAAGAACUAAGAUGCUUCCUGCAGUGGCACCAGCUUCCCCAAAGCUGGAGCAUGCUUCUCGGCCUUAAGCCCCAGCAUGAUGAGACUUCCCUCCUACCAGGUCAGUAAGAGUUGCUCACAACUGUGUCCUAACUGGCUGCAGGGUUUGCAGAAAUCCCUAGGGAGAAGUCAUCGAGGGAGGCAGGUAAUGAAUGUCUUCAGAAUGAAUUGGGUCCUCACAGCAAUCCCUGGCUCCCUUCCAAAGGUUGGGUAUCUGGAGGCUAAGAGGGGGUUUGUCCUUUGAUUUGAUUGUCAUUAAAUCCAGGGCAAUUCCAAGAAUUGCUUGGAGUCUCUGCUCUGACAGCCUAGAAAGGGAAAUGACUUAAAAUAUUGAGGACCAACUAUGAGGACCCAUUUCUCAGAUGAUAAUACAGAUUUGGAGGGCAAGAGUCACUUGCCUUGAGUUACACAGCUAGGAAGUAUUGGAGCCAGGUUUUGUACCCGGCUCUUCCUAACUCUGUGUAUGCCUAAAACAGAGAGAGAGAAAAAGGCUGCAGGUUCCCGCCCCCCUGCAGUCUGACCAUUCCACUCUAUGGAUUCUUUUUCAAAAUUACAUUUUAUGGCUAUAGUUUAGGCUCAGAAAUGGCAGCAAGGUAGCCUUAUUCUUCUACUUUAGCAGAUACAUUAAGUACACAUUGCUAACUUGAGCCUGCCCCCAGGAGUUGGCGGACACCUUUCCUUUUUGGUGCCAUCCCCCAUAAAUACAGUGUUUUUAGGCCUUCAGGAGUAUGGAACUUCUCAGAAAUAGUAAAAGUGAGGAGUGUUCUGCUGUCUAACUUUAUUUGAAAAUGUCAGCUGCUGCACUGCUGCAGAAAAGGAAAUCUUCAUAUUUUAGUAAACCUAGCCAGUCUGUGAGGAUGUGCUAAUUCAAAGUCCUGUGAACAUAGACUUUUCUGCUAACACCUGAUGUGUAUAUGUACACACACACACACACACACACACACACACACACACACACACGUGCAGUUUAACAACUAAGAGAAAUUCAGAGCAGCUGCCUCAUUAUCUCGCAUACCACUGCAGAGGUUUCUGCCAGCCCUGAUUACAAGUGGCACCAGAUAAUGGGGCUUAGUUGCUUGCUUACAACAUGCUAACAAGAAGAGCAACUCCUUGGCAAAGGUUGUCAGCUCCUAAAGCGUUGAGCCAAGGCGACAGCCCUGAGGGAAAUUGCACUCCAGCCCUACUCCAAGGUGUCUAAUGAUACGGGAAAUUUGGACACCCAGACUUUUUGGUGACCUGAGAGUCUGACCACUCUAGUCAGGCCUGAGGGCACGGCUGCAGAAUUCACGACUGAUAGGAGUGGCAGGGCUUAGGAAGUCCUCUCCUCCACCUAGAAAAUAUUCCCUUGCCAAUACCUGAAAUGCCACACUCAGUAGCUGUUAACACAUGCUUUUCGAUAAGAAAAUUAGUUGCAUGUUUACGGUGUGCCUAGCACAACUGGAAUUUUCUGUUUAAAAAACAAAUCUAUCUCGUUAUGAAUGGACUCAGCCCAGCCCUGAGAGAAAAGAAGGCCUGCAGGGGAGACUUCAGAUCUCAUUAAUAUUGCCUUACCCAACAGUGUUUCUGAAGCCCCACCGCAGCCCUUUCCAAGAGCUGUAAGGCCCAUGGGGACUGCCUAGUAAAACAGUAGCAUUUGGAACGAAGAACACACGAGAAACAGCAGAACAAGCGCCAGGGCAGGAAAAUAAAAAUAAAUUAAGACACUAGUGGGUAUACCGGUACAAAAAAUGCCGCAGAGCCCAUGCUGGGCUUGAUAUGACCUCGAGGGGACAGUAGAUUUAUACUGAAUGGGACUUAAACCUGACCAGUCUUUCUACAGUGACAGGCCACACUGCGUGGAUGGGGAGAACCAACGAACCCAUUGUCCUCUGCCUGUUUUCCUGUGCAGUCACAUUCCCUCCUCAGUCAUCUUCCCCUUUCACGCUUUACAUUAAACAAGGGAACACUCAGUCUUUCAUGGGAAUUACACAUUUGAGUUAAUGUUUCAGUAUAUCAUUUUCACACUGUAAAUUAUUUUGUAAGAGAGAUUUACUGCUAUCCCAGGAUGUUUGGACUCAGUGCCCCUGUGCAUUUGGAAAUCAAUAAACUAUUACUGGAAAUAC
Messenger RNA from Balaenoptera musculus (blue whale), 5978 nucleotides. It is a transcript of the gene TRIM44, whose product is annotated as tripartite motif containing 44. The transcript has 6 exons. The record is from RefSeq and is a predicted model, not a curated record. Gene Ontology annotation, molecular function: zinc ion binding. The coding region runs from base 243 to 1328 and encodes 361 amino acids. Lineage: Eukaryota; Metazoa; Chordata; Mammalia; Artiodactyla; Balaenopteridae.